AUGACAUCUCUUCAUCCAUUCUCAGUGGAAUCCCUGAUACAACCUGAAAUCUCGACGCAAUCUACUCAACAACGACUUCUCCAGCUAUGGGCAUUAUGUUUGACGGCCAAGUCAGCGGGUCUGAUACAACAAAACUCAACCGAUUCUAGUGAUAAUUCGUGCAAUGGUGAUGAUAACAAAGAGAAACAUAAGAUAUUUGAAUGCAAAGAGUGUGGAAAGAGAUUUACUGCACAUUACAACUUGACCAGACAUCUUCCUGUACAUACGGGAGCAAGGCCGUUUGUUUGUAAAGUAUGUUAAAUUGUUAUGUUUCAUCUAUCAUUUUGCUUUCAGGUGUGUGGAAAGGCAUUUAGACAAGCUUCAACGCUUUGCCGACACAAGAUAAUACAUACUGAAGAGAAGCCCCAUCAAGCAAGUUACCUUCUUUUAUAUUAUACAUGUCCCAAAUGUGUACUCCAUGUUUAACUAAUCUGUGUUUCAGUGUAAGAUCUGUGGUAAGUGUUUUAAUCGGUCCUCAACUCUCAACACCCAUGUCCGUAUCCAUUCAGGUGAGGGCUUUUCUCUUUUCCUCAGGCCAUUUAAUGCCGAACUUAAACCGGAAGGAUGGAAUUAAGGUCUUCAGAAUUAUAUUUUCAUGCCCUUAAAUCAGAGAUCUCUUAGCCAGUCCAGUUCUUGGACUGAUUUCUGAGUUUCCCAAGCACCAAAAAAUUUCCGGUGUCCGUGGUUUUACUGGAACCGUAUGCUCCCAAUGUACUUAUUUACUAUCACAACUAUCUUCAAUAUGAAUGGGAUUAAUGAUAACGUUUCCAGGAUUCAAACCAUACGUCUGCGAAUUCUGCGGGAAAGGGUUCCAUCAGAAUGGGAACUACAAAAACCACAAGUUAACCCAUUCGAAUGAGAAGAGAUACAAAUGUGAGGUGUGUCAGAAGGCAUUCCAUCACUCCUACAACCUCUCCUUCCACAUGCACAUCCACAAUCAGACCAAGCCAUAUCAAUGUGAGCUCUGCGCCAAGGGAUUUUGCAGGAAUUUCGAUCUCAAGAAACACAUGCGGAAGAUACAUCAAGUCGAACCGAACAGUACAAAGUAA
This is a messenger RNA of Bursaphelenchus xylophilus (pine wood nematode), 1088 nucleotides long. NCBI's taxonomy places the organism in Eukaryota, Metazoa, Nematoda, Chromadorea, Rhabditida, Aphelenchoididae. The record is from the annotation of a GenBank genome assembly.